AUGGCAAACGACGAACCAGAAAGAAAUACUCGACGUUCAUCUCGAUCGCGUUCUCGAGAUCGUAAAUCUCGUCGUCAUCGUGAUCGUUCACGUGAAAAAGAUAGUAAACGUCGACGAUCACGUUCACCACAUGAUAAUUAUCGUAAUAAACAUAGUCGUUCACGUUCACCAAAAGAUCGUUCAAAAAAAGAAAAUAAAGCUGAAAAAAAACCUGUAAAAAAAUAUAAAUAUUGGGAUGUACCACCAGUUGGUUUUGAACAUAUUACUCCUGUUCAAUAUAAAGCAAUGCAAGCAUCUGGUCAAAUUUCUCAAAUUUUUACUGGAAAAGACUGGAGUGCUAAUACAGCUGCAGCUACACCAGUACUUGGUAGUCAUGUUGUACAUCAAUCACGUCGAUUAUAUGUUGGAAAUAUUCCAUUUGGUGUUUCAGAAAAUGCAAUGAUGGAAUUUUUCAAUCAACAAAUGCAUUUAACUGGUUUAUCUCAAACAGAAGGAAAUCCAGUUAUUGCUGUUCAAAUAAAUCUUGAUAAAAAUUUUGCUUUUCUUGAAUUUCGUUCAAUUGAUGAAACAACAGCUGCAAUGGCAUUUGAUGGUAUUGUUUUUCAAGGACAAUCACUUAAAAUUCGUCGACCAAGAGAUUAUCAACCAAUGCCAGGUGGAGGAGAUUUACCUAAUUCAAAUGUACCUGGACUUGUUUCUACUGUUGUGGCUGAUUCACCAUUUAAAGUCUUUAUUGGUGGUUUACCAAAUUAUUUAAAUGACGAUCAGGUCAAAGAAUUAUUAAUGAGUUUUGGUCCAUUAAAAGCAUUUAAUUUAGUUAAAGAUGCCGCAACAGGUCUAUCUAAAGGAUAUGCUUUUUGUGAAUAUGUUGACGCUAGUGUAACUGAAGCAGCUAUUCAAGGUCUUAAUGGUAUGCAAUUAGGAGAUAAAAAAUUAAUCGUACAAUUAGCAAGUGUUGGAGCGAAAAAUAUGCCUGGAAUGCCCGGUGCUAUCGGUGUUCAAUUACCAGGUGUUAAUUUAUUAGCACCAAGUGUAACCACAGAAGUUUUAUGUUUAUUAAAUAUGGUUACAGAAGAUGAAUUACGUGAUGAUGAAGAAUAUGAAGAUAUUAUGGAAGAUGUACGAGAAGAAUGUGGUAAAUAUGGAUUUGUUAAAAGUCUUGAAAUUCCUCGACCAAUUCAAGGUGUUGAUGUACCUGGUGUUGGAAAGAUUUUUGUUGAAUUUACUUCAAUAAGUGAAUGUCAGAAAGCUCAACAAGCUUUGACAGGACGAAAAUUUGCAAAUCGUGUUGUUGUCACAUCAUAUUAUGAACCGGAUCGAUAUCAUCGACGUGAAUUCUAA
Molecule: messenger RNA, 1341 nt
Organism: Rotaria sordida
Lineage: Eukaryota; Metazoa; Rotifera; Eurotatoria; Philodinida; Philodinidae
Source: the annotation of a GenBank genome assembly